This is a messenger RNA of Linepithema humile (Argentine ant), 2737 nucleotides long. Its product is annotated as kelch-like protein 5. Gene Ontology annotation, molecular function: protein binding. The record is from RefSeq and is a predicted model, not a curated record. Lineage: Eukaryota; Metazoa; Arthropoda; Insecta; Hymenoptera; Formicidae.
UUCUAUAAUCAUUGUGCAUUUACUAUUAUUAUCCAAUAUUUAAAAAAAAAAUUAUAAAAACUUAUAACAUUUAUUGUUAAUUGCAGUACCAUAAACGAUCUAGCAGCUCGCAUCAAACAAUAAGAGACUAUAUUCUUGCGCAAAUAUAUAUUGGAAAAUUAUUUAAAAGGCCGUACAGGAAACAGCUGUUUUAUACUGUAAGCGCUCAUUCACACAGUUACGCCAAGUAUUGUGUAUCUGAACGAAGCCAAACAUCAUUAGCGAGCUUUAUAUCUAUCCAUGUAUAUAUAUAUAUAAAGCCUGAGAGGGAAACAGGAGGGAGAACAAGUCAAAAUGGAAAAGAGGGAGCGAAUCGAUGCAGUUGAGAUGCAGUAUGUGCGGCAGUUUGUGCAUUUUCGUUACCACCAGGCGGCUGUGCACGCUCGGUUCUUUGUUCAUCCCUCCAUGUAACGGACGGGCAGAGCACAGUGAGCGAACGUGCGACUCGAUGGAACUGAGUGAACGGCUGGCAGCCGUCAGUGCCGAGUGCGCUGACCCGUGGGACAGUUAGUGAUGGUCGUUGACCGUGGCUGAGCGCGAUCCAUUGUUUACAUCGGCGCGAUCUUGACGUAUCCUGAGGAGCGGCGUGUCGUGUCGUGUCCCGUCGUGUCUUCCGCGUCGAACCGACCGCAUCGUCGUCAUUGUCGUCGUUGUCAUCAUUGUCCUCGCUCCUUAAACGACGCGAGUGAAUAUGUCGUCGUCAAAGGUAGCGGGAGGCUCUCCCGUGAGAGCCACGGCGAACAAAGCCGAGCAGCAGCAGGAAUUCCCGCUGGGCCUGGACAAGGAUGCCAGCGAACACAGCAUCUCCAGUAUGAUGUCGUGCGUGUCAAUCUCGCCGAAGCACGCGGAAAGCAGUCUACGAGUUAUGGAGAGCUAUCUGCACAAGCAACAGCUGACUGACGUUACGUUGAUCGCAGGAAAUAGACGUGUUCCGGCUCAUCGACUAGUACUCAGUGCUGGUUCUGAAUAUUUUGCUGCUAUGUUUACAAGCUCUCUACGAGAGUCAGGACAAGAUGAAAUAGAAUUAAUGAAUGUGGAUGGCGAUGCAUUGUGGGCUUUGGUUCUUUACUGCUACACAGGUUGCAUCGAAUUACAGGAGGAUAGUGUAGAAACCCUUCUUGCAACAGCAUGUCUGUUACAAUUGAAUCCAGUUAUUAAAGCAUGCUGUCAGUUUCUCGUCAAACAACUUCAUCCGAGUAACUGCCUGGGAAUACGGAUGUUCGCCGAUACGCAGGGUUGCACUGAAUUAUUUGAACACGCACAUGCAUACACAACCAAACAUUUCAUGGAAGUUACAAGAAAUCAAGAAUUCUUACUCUUAUCCGCUCACGAAGUUGCCAAAUUACUGGAGUCUGAAGAUCUGAACGUUCCCUCAGAAGAAACCAUCUUUCAGGCUCUUAUGACUUGGCUAGAACAUGAUCCAGAAAAUAGGAGCAAAGACGCCAGCAAUUUAUUAGGUUUAAUAAAAUUACCAUUACUGUCACCCGCGUUUAUAGCUGACAAUAUUGAAAGCAACGAAAUGUUCAGAGACCAAAGGGUGGCACAGGAAUUAGUAAUGGAAGCAUUAAAAUAUCAUUUAUUACCUGAGCGAAGACCCUUGCUUCAAUCAGGAAGAACAAAACCAAGAAAAGCUACUGUGGGUACGCUGUUAGCUGUUGGAGGGAUGGACGCUAAUAAAGGUGCGACGUCUAUAGAUGCCUUUUCAUUGCGUGAUAAUGCCUGGAAAUCUCUAGCUGCUAUGAGCGGCAGAAGAUUACAAUUUGGUGCGGUAGUAGUCGAUAAAAAAUUAAUCGUCGCGGGCGGUAGAGACGGCUUAAAAACGCUGAAUACGGUAGAAUGCUUCGAUUUCUGUACUCUAACUUGGAGCACCUUGCCACCCAUGAAUGUUCAUCGUCACGGAUUAGGUGUGGCAGUCUUAGGUGGGCCUCUCUAUGCUGUUGGUGGCCACGAUGGCUGGAGUUUCCUUGAUACAGUAGAAAGAUGGGAUCCGGCAACGCGUCAAUGGAGCCCGAUAUGUCCUAUGUCCAUACAAAGAUCUACAGUCGGUGUGGCUGUGCUAAAUGAUAAAUUAUACGCCGUCGGAGGAAGAGAUAUUAGUUCCUGUUUAAAUACUGUAGAAUGUUACGAUCCACAUACUAAUAAAUGGACACCAUGCGCGCCUAUGUCAAAGAGACGAGGCGGUGUAGGGGUUGGAGUGGUAAACGGUUGUCUCUACGCACUCGGUGGCCACGAUGCUCCGGCUAGUAAUCCCAAUGCUAGCAGAUUCGAUUGUGUGGAAAGAUACGAUCCUAAAACCGAUACAUGGACUAUGGUUGCACCAAUGAGCGUACCCAGGGACGCGGUCGGUGUAUGCGUGCUUGGUGACAGACUUGUGACUGUGGGAGGAUACGAUGGUCAACAGUAUCUCACACUAGUGGAAGCCUACGAUCCACAUCUCAACGAGUGGGAACCCGUUGCUCCUCUUAAAGCUGGCCGCGCGGGACCUUGCGUAGUUGUAAAAAAUUUAACUAGUGGCACCUAGAUCAUUCUUACUAACAAUCAUUAUUCGAGUUUAUUUUUAUAUGAUUUGUAUUCGCAAUUAUAUAUAAUUUUGUGUAUUUCAGGAGUCUUAACACAAUUUGCUCUCUUGUGAUAUUGCAUGCACUUUAAACUAAUUCCAAUGUUAUUUUUCCGAAAUAGCUUAAUUAAUUUCAUAAGU